Molecule: messenger RNA, 2254 nt
Organism: Styela clava
Lineage: Eukaryota; Metazoa; Chordata; Ascidiacea; Stolidobranchia; Styelidae
Source: RefSeq, a predicted model, not a curated record
UAUGAUUUUAAUAAUAUACACUAGAAUAGACUUGAAUAAAACCAAAAAAACGCCAAAAAGCUAAACGGAAAUUCUGACGCCAAACGUUUUUGAAAAAAGCCAAAAUGGCAACCUGAAGCUUUGUUUAGUUUUCUACUGUUUCGCAAGACCUUCGCGACCACACUAGGACCCCCAGGUAAAGGUUGGGAACCGCUGUGCAAGAGGAUUGCUGGACUGGACUCAUUGUCGCCGUAAGGCAGUACGGUAGGUGGUUCACGCAACCGCUGUUCGGUUGUGGCUUCCUCCACCAUCAAGACUGUUGUAGGAGUAAUAGGGAAUGGACAUCAGUUUUGAAAUCUCAAUUAACAACAGCUGAAUUAGUUGCUGAAUAUCAGGCAUUUCUAUCUAAUAAGAGAAGAAAAAAAACGGGAUCAUCUUCAGAUGAUGAUGAUAUUGAAUUCCAAGAUACUGUCAAGAAAUAUUCAACACAAAGUUCAGACUCUGGAUCAGAUUUUGAAGAUCCUAAUUCUGAUGCCGAUUCUGUGAUGGAGGCAAAUGUUGAAGAAUUUGUUAUUAGCACCACCAUUGUUUCACCAAACAAAGACGGGAAUGGGACAUAGGCUCUAUAAAAUCCUGACCCUCAUAUUUUACUUAUGAAGCAAUGAUGAUGAACAUCAAGUAUUCAGUUGAUAUCAAACACGUUGGGAAUGAAAAACUGAUAGACAUAACAUAUGGUACACACAUACUCACCCACUCAGGUGCAUAAGAUUUAGAUGCUUCAAUGCUACAUUCUGUAAAUAUGGAUGUGGGAUGAUCUAAAAAUAUGAUUAUGAGAAGAGAGAUUAUAUGAGAGUCCAUAUUCUAUGCCCAGAAUUUUUUUUCUAAAACCGUAUUCGAUUUCAAAAGGCACUUCUUGUAUGAUGAUUUACUAGAGGCUAUCCAGUUUAGGAGUACGUAUUGUUAUUUCUACUUUUUCUCCUCUAUGGAAAAUCAGAUGAGCUUUACCUAUUGCGUAUUAUGAUUUUAUAAUUGCAUUGGUUGUUUUGCAUGACAGAUUUCAUCUUUGAUUUCUUGCAUAUUACUUUGUCAACAACCGCAUAGCUUUCCAUUCUAUCCCAGUAGUGGUUAUGAAAUGUUAAUUUUAUUAUUAUAAAUAAUAAUUUGUGGUGUAUAUGUUGACCUGUUAAUUUUUUUGUCUGUUAUUUUUCGACUUAGUAUGAAUAAUGUGGGGAGAAUGACUACAAUUUUAAAACAAAUAUUGAACUCUUACAAAUUGCUUGGUGAGUGUCUGUCAGUGACUCGUGUUGAAAAUAUGCUCCAGAUUCAUAGAUUUUCAUCAGACAUCAGAAACAGUUCUCAAACAUAUAAUGAAUUAUACAAAUACUGGUACAAUCGAUUUAUUUCUGAUGACAUUCUUGAACCAGAAGAAUCCGCGGGAUAUAUAUUUGCUCAUCUGUUUAACAAAAAAACUAUUUCACUUGUCCCGCAAAGUUGCAUGAACAAUCUUAUACCACAUGAAAAGAUAUCAUAUGUUAAUGAUCUAUGUGUAAAAAAAUUGAAACGAAUGCCAAUACAAUAUAUCCUUGGAGAGUGGGAUUUCUUUGGAGUUAAUUUAAAAAUGAAACCUCCUGUAUUCAUUCCGCGUCCAGAAACUGAGGAACUUGUAAAACAUGUUUUACAAUGCAUCAAAUGCCGUCUAAACAAUCAUGGUUCAAAAAACUCACCUUUGAAAAUUCUUGAAAUAGGAUGCGGAUCAGGUGCUAUCACAUUAUCCUUGCUGCACAACUUGAAACAUGAAAAUGUGAAAUUUGUUGCUAUAGAUGCAACUUCUCAUGCAGUCCAGUUAUCAAAAGAAAAUUCUAAACUGUUGAACUUAGACAUGUUGACUAAGCUUCAGAUACUUCACAUUGAAUGUGGUGUUGCAAAAAGUAUACCACUGCUGGAAAAAUUUGCACCAUUCGAUAUUAUUGUCAGCAACCCACCCUACAUACCAACAUCGGAUAUGAAAAAUCUUCCAGAUGAAAUAUCAAUGUAUGAAGAUAAUAUAGCACUACAUGGUGGAAAUAAAGGCCUUGACGUCAUAGACGGAAUUCUAGAAUUGGCUAAACAUAUGCUGACAAAGAAUGGGUCAAUCUGGCUGGAAGUUGAUUCUUCACAUUCUUCUAUAUUUCGAACAUCCUAUGCUCAUUGGAUGGUGGAAUCUUACAAGGAUCUUUUCGAUAAUUUCCGAUUUUGUCAUUUUAGAAAAUCAAUUUAAUACAUUUUUAAUAUGGAA